AUAGUUAGGGUUUUUUUCUUCUUCAUAAAACCAACAUUUCUAAAGAAACCAUAUAUUUUGUCAUUAGGGUUUUGUAACCAGAGCGCCGAUUUUCCCAGCAGCAGAAACCGCAACACCACCACCAUGGUUCUCAAGACUGAACUCUGCCGUUUCAGUGGCGCCAAGAUCUACCCAGGUAGGGGUAUCAGAUUCGUUCGUGGAGAUUCUCAGGUAUUCCUCUUUGUUAACUCAAAAUGUAAGAGGUAUUUCCACAACCGUCUCAAGCCAUCAAAGCUUUGCUGGACUGCUGUGUACCGAAAGCAACACAAGAAGGACAUUUCUGCUGAAGCCGUGAAGAAGAGGAGAAGGGCCACCAAGAAGCCAUACUCAAGGUCUAUUGUUGGAGCUACCUUGGAAGUCAUCCAGAAGAAGAGAAGCGAGAAGCCCGAAGUUAGAGAUGCUGCUAGAGAAGCCGCCCUUCGUGAAAUUAAGGAAAGGAUCAAGAAAACUAAGGAUGAAAAGAAGGCGAAGAAAGCCGAGGUAACCAAGUCACAGAAGGCCGCAGGCAAGGGAGUAUCCAAGGGUGCCGGUCCUAAAGGCCCCAAGCUCGGAGGUGGAGGUGGAAAGCGAUAAGCAAUUCGUCUUCUUACCUAGUAUUAGCGUUGUAUUGAGUUGAGGACGGUGCAAUUUUGGCUGUUUUAAUGUUUGGAAGUAGACGUUUCUUUAUUGCUAAAGAUAUCUUUGUAUUUCCAGAUUUAUGUUGGUUAUGCAAGAUUUAUAUCCUUCGGUGUUCCUUA
Molecule: messenger RNA, 776 nt
Organism: Spinacia oleracea (spinach)
Lineage: Eukaryota; Viridiplantae; Streptophyta; Magnoliopsida; Caryophyllales; Amaranthaceae
Product: 60S ribosomal protein L24
Exons: 5
Coding region: 124-612 (162 amino acids)
Biological process (GO): cytoplasmic translation
Cellular component (GO): cytosolic large ribosomal subunit
Molecular function (GO): structural constituent of ribosome; mRNA binding
Source: RefSeq, a predicted model, not a curated record